Mytilus trossulus (common blue mussel) is the source of this 1299-nucleotide messenger RNA. RefSeq names its product protein PML-like. NCBI's taxonomy places the organism in Eukaryota, Metazoa, Mollusca, Bivalvia, Mytilida, Mytilidae. Gene Ontology annotation, biological process: protein monoubiquitination. The transcript has a single exon. Gene Ontology annotation, molecular function: ubiquitin protein ligase activity; zinc ion binding. The coding region runs from base 1 to 1299 and encodes 432 amino acids. The record is from RefSeq and is a predicted model, not a curated record.
AUGGAGACUCAUAUGGUCAGAGGAAGCGUGGGAAGUAAAAUAACUGAACAAGACGAGGAGAAACAACCAAAGACUACAUUCAAAGAUGACGAAACCCCAAAGAGACAUGAUCUUACUACAUGUGAAAUUUGCAAUAAGGAUUUGUUCGCUCCAAAAAACUUUCCAUGUCUUCAUUCCUUUUGCGAAAUGUGCAUUACUGAUUACGUCAAAAGAAUUAAAAGAGAGAAAAAAUUGAAAGGUCAUACUCCAACAGUGGCUUGUCCUAUUUGUGAAACUCCUGCAACGUUCCGAUCUGUUGAUAAUCCGAAAGAAUUUGCGGAAAGCUUACAAACAAGCACACUUUCAGCAACUCUGCUAUCAAAGAAAGCAGAAAAGUCCAGAGAAUGUAGUCAAUGUCCAUCUGUUCAAAGAAAUGAGGCAACAUUUUGGUGCUUUUACUGUGCUCAAGCGUUGUGUGAAAACCAUGAAAGCUAUCACAAAACAGUGACAUCAUCAAAAGUUAAACACCAAGUGUUUCCAAUUAAAAAUAUCAGGGACGUUCCAGAUUCAAUUUAUAAAUCUCAGCACUGUCGAUAUCACGAGAAAAACCCGGUAGUCCAUUUUUGUAUGGAUCAUUUAAAUUCGUGUUGUUCCAUUUGUUGGAAGCGGAUGCACAAAGUGUGCAAUGUUAUCCCCAUCGACCAAGCUGCAAGAAUUGUACAUAAAUCACGCAUAACUUCGGAUUUACAACAGACCAUUGAUCACUUGCUUGUUAAAGUAACUGAUACUUUACAAGAACGUGAAGAUUUACUGAAAGACAUACAAAAACAACGAAAUUCUUCCAUGAAAGCAGUGAAAAUGUUCAGAAAAGAUCUAGAUAAAUACAUCGAUUCAUUACAAAGCAAUUUAGAGCUAGACAUCGAGAAUCAUUUUUGUCAAACUAAAGAACAAUUUGAGAGGGAAAUACACGAUUUUGAAAACAAAAGGUCAAAUUUCGAACACUACCUUAAACUUAUCAAAUCAAUAAAUGAAUGUUCACAACCAAUUCAGUCUUUAUCGGAACUGACAGAUAUUCGGUUUCAAUGCAAUGAAAUAGAGGAAUCAAUUGGAAGAACUCUCUUUCAAAUGAAGAAUUCUCGUCUCUCGGUUACAUUUAUAAGUAUUCAGCAAAUAGCGCAUGUGAUAUCUAAACUAGGAUCAGCAGUCAUAACAGAAACAUCUCGAAGAUCACGAAUGCUUAGAUCCUCAAACGAUUCUAGAAACAAAUCGAGACACAGCACAUACAAUUCAUCUUCUUCAAGGAGGUCGAAUAAUCGUUAA